This is a messenger RNA of Ascochyta rabiei, 1506 nucleotides long. Its product is annotated as Succinate-semialdehyde dehydrogenase (NAD(+)). Bases 1 to 1506 code for a protein of 501 amino acids. The transcript has 4 exons. The record is from RefSeq and is a predicted model, not a curated record. Lineage: Eukaryota; Fungi; Ascomycota; Dothideomycetes; Pleosporales; Didymellaceae. Gene Ontology annotation, molecular function: succinate-semialdehyde dehydrogenase (NAD+) activity.
AUGGGUUCAGCACAGAAGUACGAGCUGCCGUUCAAGCUCAACAACCCAGACCUCCUCCACAAUCAGUCAUAUGUUGGUGGCGAGUGGGUGAAUGCAAAGUCUGGGAAGACGUUUGAAGUCCUUGACCCCGGCACCGGAAAGGCGUGGACAGAAUGCCCCACAAACGAUGCGUCCGACGUUGAUGCUGCCGUCAAGAACUCGCACGAAGCUUUCCUCGAGUAUAAGAAGAUCAGCCCUCGCCAAAGAGCACAGUUUUUGUACAAGUGGGACCAGCUGAUCCGCGAGAACAAGGAAGACAUUGCUACGAUUCUAGUGUACGAAACUGGAAAGCCCCGUUCUGAAGCCUAUGGCGAGAUUGACUACUCCACUGGCUUCACCUGGUGGUUUGCUGGAGAAGCCGAGCGCAUCCAAGGCAGCGUCUUCACACCAGCGUUACCGAACCGGCGCAUUUUCACAAUCAAGCAACCAGCAGGUGUUGCUGCAGCUCUCGUUCCGUGGAACUUCCCGAUAGCCAUGAUUCUGCGAAAGGCUGGUGCAGCCCUUGCAGCAGGAUGCACCAUGAUUGUCAAGCCGAGUCCGGAAACACCCAUCACUGUCCUGGCACUGGCGUACCUUGCGGUUCAGGCUGGGUUCCCGAAGGGUGCGCUGAACGUAUUGACCACAGAUCUCGACAAGACGCCUGAGCUCAGUGAAGCGCUUUGUCGCCAUCCUCUCAUUGCUAAAGUCACCUUCACAGGAUCGACAAGGGUAGGAAAGCUGGUUGCGAAGAUCUGCGCGGACAACUUGAAAAAGGUGACGCUGGAAUUGGGAGGAAACUGUCCGGUCCUGAUCUUCGACGAUGCGAACAUCGAGCAAGCAAUGUCCCAGAUCUUUGCUCUGAAAUACCGCCAUGCUGGUCAGGCCUGCAUAACUGCAAACCGCAUCUAUGUUCAGUCCGGCAUCUUCGACAAGUUCCUUGAACGGUGGAACGCCGAAACGGACAAGAUAGUCGUUGGCCAUGGUUCAGACGAGAAGACCACCAUGGGCCCAGUCACAACACCUCGAGGUGCUCAAAAGGCGCUCGAGCUGGUCGAGGAUGCUAAGAAGAAGGGUGCAAAGAUUCACAAGGGUGGAAACAAAAUCGAGAAGAAUGGCGGGUACUUUUUCGAGCCGACUGUCAUCACUGGCGUCACUCCGGACAUGGACAUUGCAAAUGAAGAGGUGUUCUCGCCCAUUUGCACAUUCAUCAAGUUCGAUACAGAGGAGGAGGUGGUUAAGAAGGCAAAUGACACCUCUAUGGGUCUUGCAUCCUACCUAUUCACGAAGAAUGUUGACCGAUUGUGGAGACUGUUCGAGAAUCUCGAGGCUGGCAUGAUCGGUCUGAACACUGGCAACUCAUCGGCGGCGGAGUCACCCUUCGGUGGAAUCAAGCAGAGUGGUUACGGAAAGGAGUCUGGAAAGGAUGUGGCCGUCAACGAGUACCUGAUCACAAAGACGGGCACUUUCACCUUGGAGGAGAAUGCUUAA